Solanum pennellii is the source of this 1497-nucleotide messenger RNA. RefSeq names its product AT-hook motif nuclear-localized protein 1-like. Gene Ontology annotation, molecular function: minor groove of adenine-thymine-rich DNA binding. The record is from RefSeq and is a predicted model, not a curated record. NCBI's taxonomy places the organism in Eukaryota, Viridiplantae, Streptophyta, Magnoliopsida, Solanales, Solanaceae. The transcript has 6 exons. The coding region runs from base 276 to 1232 and encodes 318 amino acids.
UUUUUUGUGAAUUUGCAUUGCAUUCAGAAAUUUGCUUUCCACUUUUUUGUUUUACAUGUUGUGUCUUUGUCUUGAAAUUUUGCUCACCUGAAAACUGGUUAUCUUGCUGGGAAACAGCUAUUUGUUUUCAUCUUAAAAACCACAUUAAAAAAAAAAAACUUUAUUAAUAUUUUGGUUAUAUAACCAUUUCUUUCUUUUUUUUUUCUUCUUUUGUAAAAUUUAAUUUGAUCUGUGAAAUAGAGCAGUUUUCAAAGCAUUAAUAUCUGCUGAAAAAAAUGGAGUCAAGGGAAGCUAUAGCUCCAGAAGCUCCAUCAAACUAUCAUAUGGUAUCAAGAACAGAAUCUACUCCUAUACCACCUGGUACAUUGGCGGUGAUUACCCCUCCGGUGGCUACCGCCUUUCCAAUUAGCUCAGAGAAGAAGAAAAGGGGACGUCCUAGGAAGUAUGGGCCUGAUGGGGCAGUUGCAAGGACAAAUUCACCUAUGCCUAUUUCAGCAGACUUCUUGUCGAAGAAAGUGAGUGUUGCCCGUCCUGCAUCGGAGAAAAAGGCUCGAAACAAAGUGGGGGCUGAAAAUUUAGGUGAAUGGAUUUCAUGUUCAACAGGUGGCAACUUUUUGCCUCACAUGAUCACAGUUGAAGCUGGUGAGGAUGUUACCAUGAAGAUAAUCUCAUUUUCUCAGCAAGGACCUCGAGCUAUUUGCAUUAUUUCUGCUGUUGGUUUGAUAUCAAAUGUCACUCUACGCCAGCCAAAUUCAUCAGGGGGAACUCUAACUUAUGAGGGUCGAUUUGAAAUCCUUUCUUUGUCUGGAUCCUUUACUCCAACAGAGUUUGGGGGUUCUCGUACUACUAGCAGAACCGGAGGAAUGAGCAUUUCUUUGGCAAGUCCUGAUGGACGUGUUGUCGGAGGAACACUUGCAGGACUGCUAAUAGCUGCUAGUCCUGUCCAGGUUGUAGUGGGAAGUUUUCUACCAAGCAACUACCAAGAGGCCAAGCCAAAGAAACAGAAAGCAGAACUCAAAGCAAUAACUUAUGGAACGCUCUCUCCUGCUGCGCCCCAUAGCUCUAAUAUGGAGGCUAGAAGUUCCAAUGCACACACUGUAAAUGUUCCCGCAGCUGGAACUCAAAAUGUUAUUUCUUCUUCCAUUCAACCAAAUCACUGGACGGCCAUGCCAUCUGUUCAAGAUUCAAGAAAGUCUACUACAGAUAUUAACAUAUCAUUGCAAGGAGAGUAAUCUGAUCCCUCUACGUGAAUUCAUUCCCAGAUUGUGAAAGCACUUCAUACGCCCAGUACCUGAAUAGUAUAACUUGUCUGAUCGGCAAUAACUUUUGUUAGGAUAGAAUAUGUUGUUUCAUCUGAAGAGCAUCUAUCAUUAUGGUGUAAUUGUAGGGAACUUUUUGAGUGCUUUAACAUUUAACGUGUUUGGUCAAACAGUUGAAGGUUUGUAGUUACACUCAAAUUGUUACUACUCUUUUGGGUGGUUUCAGAAAAACCUCAAA